This is a messenger RNA of Epithele typhae, 1143 nucleotides long. RefSeq lists its product as uncharacterized. Lineage: Eukaryota; Fungi; Basidiomycota; Agaricomycetes; Polyporales; Epitheliaceae. The transcript is spliced from 15 exons. The coding region runs from base 1 to 1143 and encodes 380 amino acids. The record is from RefSeq and is a predicted model, not a curated record.
AUGGAUCCGUCGCUGUUGACGCAAUCACUCUGCCAACACAACCAGCAAGCCCUUGCUUCCGCGGCCUGGCUCGUGUACGACUUUUUGAUUACGCUAGAUGACGAGGUCGAGCUGGUGUGGAAGUCCCCCAACACGCUCCCGAAAUGUCUGUACUUUGUGUCAAGAUAUGUGGGGUUGUUCGGGCAGGUGUAUGCGCUGCUUUUCACCUCUAUGUGGGCAGAACCCCCUGACCUGAUUUCUGCCAGCUUCCUGGGCUCCAACGCGCUCCCUCCCUUCUGUUUUGCGGGGCUCGUCUUGUCAUUCGUGUUCCUCGGGAUUCUCCUCGCCUCUGUUGAGAUCGGCAUGAUGAUACGAGUAGAUGCGCUUUACAACAAGUCCCAUUAUAUACGAAUAGUCAUGGGGCUGGCUUUUGCUGCCAACCAUAUUCCGGCCCUUGUUCUGGGCGGGCUGUCACUUCGAACACUUCGCACAGGCACCAUACCCAUAUCGACGUUUAUCGACCGGCCUGGCUGCCUAGCAGUGGUAGAUCCUAUCUACUACAAAUAUGCAAUGCUACCCACCCUCGUGUUUGAGACGAUCAUGUUUGGAUUGAACACUUGGAAGUGCAUACAGCAUCGACCAUUUUACCCCUCCGCGCUGAUCUUCCUGCUAUGGCGAGAUGGAAGCGUGUAUUAUUUUGUUAUGCUAGCUAAUCUGUCUAUUCUCACCCUCGCCAACUUCGUCCCCACCUUCCCGAUCGCUCCGUUCGUGAUUGUAUGGGCUUUUGCGGUCAUCUCCUUCUCGGGCUCCCACCUGCUCCUCAACGUGCGCAAGGCCGCGGUCACGCGCCGCCCCCGCUCGCUCCCCACGAUCCACCUCUCCACGCCCGUCCCGUUCGCCGCGACCGCGACGAGGCACCGAUCGGACGCCCUCGAGGGCUCGGUCUUGGACUCGACGACGGCAGCCGCGCCGCCCAGCUCCCCGUGCAGCGCCGCCCACGCGCUCUCCGCGGACGGCGACUGGGAUCACGACCCGCACGAUUGGUUCGCGGGCUGGCAGGAGGAGUACUGGGGGGACGGCGCGGCGAUCGAGAUGGCCCCCGUGCGCGGGCACACGGUUGCGCAGUCGGGGCGCAGACUGUCCCCCGCGCCCGACCGGCGGUGA